Drosophila gunungcola (fruit fly) is the source of this 1788-nucleotide messenger RNA. It is a transcript of the gene Argl, whose product is annotated as argininosuccinate lyase. The coding region runs from base 986 to 1714 and encodes 242 amino acids. The record is from RefSeq and is a predicted model, not a curated record. The transcript has 3 exons. Lineage: Eukaryota; Metazoa; Arthropoda; Insecta; Diptera; Drosophilidae. Gene Ontology annotation, cellular component: cytosol. Gene Ontology annotation, molecular function: argininosuccinate lyase activity.
GGUAAUCUGUGUCAGCAUUGGUUAUAGUUUGUUAGUUAGUAAUACGCUUUCCGUUCAGGAUGUUUCCCUUUUACCUAAAACAAAUAUGCGACUUCUUGAACCUAAACUAGUUUCAAAUUUAUUUGGAAAUGAAAAUUGGAAAUAUCGUUAAUUUUGAUUUGAGAUCUGUGAUCUAAAAGUGCGGCGACAUGGUGUUCACUUGCUCAUGGUUGGCUUGGCUGAGCGCCUUCAGAGUGGGUUCGUCCAUCUCACGGAUGAGGGACAAAGAGGCGGACAGCAGAUUGCCAUUCAGCUGAAGACGUCUCUGCUGCGCUGCACCGCCUCCAUUGCUGGGAUAAAAGCAGUUGGCCACCAAAUCCAAAUCCUCGCGUGGACUUUCGCUUCUGGAUGGCCUGGCCAUGGCAUCGGUGGCAUCCUGGCGGACUUGAUGAACAUGAGGUCAUGUUGAACAUGAGCUCUUGUUGAAAACGAGGUCUUAUUGAACAAGGCCUGUUCCGCUCCCGCUCCGCCUGCCGCUCCUCCUCACGCUCCCUUUCCCGAUCCCGCUCCAGACGCUCGCGACAGGGGUUCAUCUUGGCGCCACUAGUCGAGAGCGCAGACUCCGCCACCGGAGCACUGAUGGCACUUUUCUGCUCCGGAUAGGACUCGUGGCGAAGGGCGGCCUGCACCUCCAGCUUGGUGACUACCACGUUGUCCAGUAUUUUCAGCUGCGGCAGCUUCCGAAGCACACAGGCCCUAUAGUUGCUACCAGCUGCCACGGAGCAUGGAUUGUCCUCCAACCAAAGCGAGGUCAAGGAACGGGCAUUGGCCAGGUAAUUUAGCUGCUCGAAACUGGGGAUCUUGUUCCUGCGGAUAUAGAUGACAAUUCUGCAGGCUGUUCAGCGUAUUGAUCUUGUUCACGCUGAGAGACAGUACCUCCAAAUGAGGCAUCUCCAGGCAUCUUCAAAAUCGCCGCCCCAAGCAUUCACGAUUCAAGAUUCACGACAUGGCUGUAGUCCGAGCACUUGGAUUUGCCCUCCACCAGCUGCUCCUUGACUUUAUCUACUGCUGCUCCCUGGUGAGUCUGCAUCUGUCCCGUUUGGCCGAGGAUCUGAUCAUCUAUAGCACCAAGGAGUUCGAUUUCAUCCGACUGGCUGAUGGAUUUUCCAGCGGCAGCAGCCUGAUGCCCCAGAAACGGAAUCCGGACAGCUUGGAGCUGAUUCGCGGCAUGGCCGGAGUGAUCACCGCCAAUCUGACGGGCAUCAUGAUGACCAUCAAGGGCACCCCGUCCACCUACAACAAGGACCUGCAGUUCGACAAGGAGUACUGCUUCCAGUCCUUCGACAAGCUGUCCCAGGUGCUGGAGGUGACCGAAGGCGUCCUGCUGACAAUGCAGGUGAAACAGGAGUCCAUGGAGGCUGCCCUUAGCACGGACAUGUUGGCCACUGACUGGGCCUACUACCUAGUGAAGAAGGGGAUUCCCUUCCGCCAGGCGCACCACAUUAUCGGUCGCGUGGUUUCGGAGGCCGAAAGUCGAGGCGUGGACAUCACCGAUUUGCCGCUGGGCGAUCUGCAGGCCUUCAGUCCGGUCUUUGGAUCGGACAUCGUCGGUGUGGCGGACUACUCCAACAAUGUGCAGCAGUACAAUGCGAUCGGUGGAACCGCCAGUAGCAGCAUUGUGGAGCAGUUGCGGUUACUCAAGAAUUACGUCAAGAACUUGCGCAAACAGUCCUAGGAACUGCCAUUUUAUUUGUGUUGUACUUUGGUUAUCAAAUUAAAAAUUUUAUGUAAACACUUAGUAACAAAUUA